Molecule: messenger RNA, 1077 nt
Organism: Eutrema salsugineum
Lineage: Eukaryota; Viridiplantae; Streptophyta; Magnoliopsida; Brassicales; Brassicaceae
Product: peroxisomal membrane protein 11E
Exons: 8
Coding region: 178-885 (235 amino acids)
Biological process (GO): regulation of peroxisome size; peroxisome fission
Cellular component (GO): peroxisomal membrane
Source: RefSeq, a predicted model, not a curated record
AAGUAAGAACAGCUUAGGUACGAUGUUCCAAAUACUAAGGCACUGAAUCUCGGAUUCCCCUUUCUUUGAAUUAUGAUAUUUUCUAUUUCUAAUCUUUCUGGGUUUGCGUAUUUGAAGGCUGAAGUGCUCUCAGUUGUAUAAUCUCCUUGGUCCUAAUAGAGAUCAACAAGAGAGAACAUGACUACAUUAGAUUUGUCGAGAGCCGAGCUUGCUCUUAUAGUCCUCUACUUGAACAAAGCUGAGGCUAGAGAUAAGAUAUGCAGAGCUAUACAGUAUGGUUCCAAAUUCUUGAGCGGUGGGCAACCUGGUACUGCUCAAACUGUCGACAAAAAUACCAGCUUGGCUAGAAAAGUUUUCCGUCUUUUCAAGUUUGUUAAUGAUUUUCACGGCCUUAUCAGCCCCGUGCCUAAAGGAACUCCGCUUCCUCUUGUCUUACUCGGGAAGUCGAAGAAUGCGCUCUUGUCUACCUUCUUGUUUUUUGAUCAAAUCGUCUGGCUUGGUAGAUCCGGCAUAUAUAAGAACAAAGAACGAACUGAAUUGAUUGGACGUAUAUCACUUUUCUGCUGGCUAGGAUCAUCCAUUUGUACAUCAGCAGUGGAGAUUACUGAGCUUGGAAGGCUCUCUUCAUCUAUGAAGAAGAUGGAAAAGGAACUCAAAGAUGAUGAAAAGCAUCAUGAUGAGCUGUAUCGUGCUAAGCUUCAGAAAUCAAACGACAGAACUCUAGCUUUGAUUAAGUCAAGCAUGGACAUUGUUGUAGCCAUUGGUCUCCUUCAAUUAGCUCCAAAGACGGUUACUCCUCGUGUCACUGGCGCUCUCGGGUUUACCACCUCGCUUAUCUCUUGUUAUCAGUUGCUUCCGUCACGCCCCAAGUUCAAGACACCUUGAAGCAGGAAGAAGCUUCUUCUCUAGGCCUUCAGAAUAAUUUGUUUCAUAUUCAUUAGUAAAUCUGCUGCGUUCUUGUUAUCUCAGGAGUCUCUGUUUGCUCCUUCGAAUGAAUUUGCUGCUUUUGUCUACGCAGGAAUAAUUAAAACUCUUAUAAUAAGAUUCAAUAUGAUACUUGCUCAAUAUUCUUGAUCU